AUGGCAAAGAAGAACCCUUCCAAAGAGUACCUUAACAGCCACGUUAAAAAGCCCCUUGAAGUAGUUAUCAAGCGGGUACUGAAGAGGAAACCAACAGAUCCUAUUCCAAUGAUCCUGUCUGUUUUAGAAGAAUGCCAGGGUCUCAAUAAUGAUCCUCUGACUGAUCAAGAAAGAAUGGAACUUGACGCCUUAAGGAACGAGUACGAAUAUCUGCAGGCGAAGUUGAUCAGACUUGAAGGGAAAGGUGCUCCACAAGUUGAGGAAGAGUCUAAAGUCACUACACAUCAAAAAUACUACCCUGAUGAUAGUGAUACUGAAAGUAGCGGGGAUGAAAGUGAUAAUACCCUCCCUGAUCUCCCAGAGAGCAAAUAAGGGAAUGAACAGAAAGCCUAGGACUUCUGUUAGUGCUGAAGCGUUUGGCAGUUGGAACAAAAAGAGCGCUUUCUCACCUGUUGUUGUCCCUAAGAAUGACGACACAAAGCACAAGAUCAGGAAUAGGCUCAGUGAGUCCUUCCUAUUUAACUCGUUGGAUGAGAAAGAAUUCGAGAUAGUAAUCGAUGCUAUGACAGAAGUAAAACUCGCACCUGGAGAGGUGAUCAUUAAGGAAGGAGAUGACGGUGAUUAUCUCUAUGUUGUUGAAACAGGGCAACUGCAAUGUAGCAAGAUUUUCCCUGGAAACACUGAGCCAACUAACCUAAUAGUGUACAGCCCAGGAGGAGCAUUUGGAGAGCUGGCUCUUCUUUAUAACGCACCAAGAGCUGCAACAAUUACUGCUAUUGAUGAAUGCUUACUAUGGGGACUUGAUCGUAAGACUUUCAACCAUAUUGUGAAAGAUGCGGCUGUUAGAAAAAGAGAAAUGUAUGAUGACUUCCUCAAAAAAGUUAAGAUUUUACAGACUAUGGACGCAUACGAGAGACAGACUAUCGCAGAUGCUUUCACUAAGCACAAGUUCUCUGAAGGUGACCGCAUUAUCACCGAAGGUGAGGAAGGUAAAGAACUGUACUUCCUCGUCGAGGGUGAGGCUAAAGCAACCAAAAAUAUUGACGGCGAGUUAAAAACAGUGAUGGAGUAUAAGCCAGGGGAUUACUUUGGAGAAAGAGCCCUGAUCAAGAAAGAACCUCGUGCUGCCAAUAUUGAGGUUGUCACCAGUACCCUUGAAGCAGUCAGCUUGACUAAAGAAAGCUUCAAUAGAUUGUUAGGCCCUGUCGAAGAGAUUAUGAAAAGGAACAUGGAGGUCUAUGCUAAAUAUAAGAGUUAAUGGAAUUUUGACAUUUGAUCAA
Moneuplotes crassus is the source of this 1280-nucleotide messenger RNA. The record is from the annotation of a GenBank genome assembly. NCBI's taxonomy places the organism in Eukaryota, Ciliophora, Spirotrichea, Euplotida, Euplotidae.